GCCUACGUUUGUAGCAUGAUGUUCUGAGGACAUAGCUGCACCAUCUCAGACUUUCCGCCUUCGAAACCUUUUCUUUCGACUUCGACUCGCUGGGCUUCAAAGCGAGAAGACGGGUAGGCUUGUAUGAUGGGCAAACCAUGGGACAAGUAUCAGGGCGAGAUCACCAAGCUCUACAAAGAUGACAGAAAGACGCUUGACGAGGUGAUGAUAAUCAUGGAGACGAAGUGGCAAUUCAAAGCAUCGAAACGAGCUUACCGAGGAAGAUUCAAAAGAUGGGGUAUCGGGAAAUAUACUCUCACCAAGAACAAGAACCAAAAGGCUAGCGCCGAGAAGCUUGAAAGCUACCAGCCGGAGAGCCCGCCAAACCCUCCCUUUCGCUUCAUGGCUGGACAGAGCAUAACACCAACUAGAAGUUUGAGCAACAACAGUGGGGUUGAACGCUCACGCAACUUCUGGGAGGACGCCGAGCUAUCCAGGCAAGAGAUUGACGAGCUGAACUGCAACAGAAACACACCAUUGGAGUCUUUUACCAGAGAAACGCAGGUCGAAACCGUCUGUUCAGUGAGACAUGAAACGCUCCCGCCGUUGUCUUACACGUUCCCCCCAUCUCCGGCAUCUUCUGCAUCGAGUUUCCCAGAACAGGUCGGUGUUGAACGAGAUUUGACUGAAGAAGUGCCUCAUAAUUGUUUAAAUCGCUCGACCUUGACGGAUAUCUCCAUGGACGGCAUGCCGCUCGCACACAUUCAAAGGAUGAGACAGCAGAGCAGGCGUGGACCAAGCCAAACAUACCGGGCAACAAUGAAUCCAGGAACACCAGCUUAUUAUUCUCCGCUGGAGGACCGUAAUGUCGAUACUCAAUAUUCCCCAGAGUACCAAUACACUUCUGGGCAAGGGCCUCAUGGCCAAUACUCCGGUCGCAUCCCGGCCGACUUCAACUCAAUGGAGCCAUCCGUGGCUUACCUUAGCGGGGCUUCUUGUGCUAUACAACAAAACAACAACGCAAACCAGACAGGAUGGUUCUAG
This is a messenger RNA of Verticillium dahliae VdLs.17, 1023 nucleotides long. RefSeq lists its product as uncharacterized. NCBI's taxonomy places the organism in Eukaryota, Fungi, Ascomycota, Sordariomycetes, Glomerellales, Plectosphaerellaceae. The transcript is spliced from 3 exons. The coding region runs from base 124 to 1023 and encodes 299 amino acids. The record is from RefSeq and is a predicted model, not a curated record.